Molecule: messenger RNA, 775 nt
Organism: Pygocentrus nattereri (red-bellied piranha)
Lineage: Eukaryota; Metazoa; Chordata; Actinopteri; Characiformes; Serrasalmidae
Gene: mrps24
Product: mitochondrial ribosomal protein S24
Exons: 4
Coding region: 37-549 (170 amino acids)
Biological process (GO): translation
Cellular component (GO): mitochondrion
Source: RefSeq, a predicted model, not a curated record
UCCAGUUCAGCAGGAGUACCUAGCUACGUAACUAAAAUGGCGGCGUCCUUGAGACACUCAACGUUAUUUACAACCGUGUGUAGGCAGUUAAAUUCCACACUAUGGCUGAACGUUGGAGGGAGGAGCAUCCACUCCUCUGCAGUCUGUUGUAAGAAUCGAGCAGCCCGUAUUCGUGUGGGUAAAGGCGACCGACCAGUGACAUAUGAGCAGGCCCUGCACCCUCACCAGAUAGCACACAGAAAGGGAUGGCUCUCACAGCAUACAAGUAAUCUCCAAGGAGAGGACGGUGCUGCAGAUCGGACUGUAGAAGACCUCUUCAUCCGGCGUCUCAUAUAUGGCACGUUCCACGGAUGUCUAGCUGAUGAACUGGUCAUUAAGCGCAGAGGCAACCUCCUGGUUAUUUGUGCUCUGAUGCUACAGAAGCUCCCUCCACAUAAAUAUUAUUUCCUUGUUGGUUACACCGAAGAAUUGCUGUCACACUUUUACAAGUGUCCUGUAAAGAUGGAGAUACAGAUGCUAGAGGAAAAAUCUGUCUACAAGUAUCUGUAAGACCCUCUGAUUGGUUUAUUCUGGUAAUAGAGGAAGAACUGAAAGAUACAGCAAGAUUUCCACUCAGCUAAUAUUGUUUAUGGUAGAAAUCUGAAGAUCAUGUGAAUAUAAUGUAAAUGGGUUGAUUCUUUUUUCUUUCUUUUAACUUGUCACCCUGUAUGCGAGUUUCCAAAUGUAAUAAUUCCAUUCAUAUGGAAAUAAUAAAAUGCUGUAAAUAUAAGAAUAA